AAGUAAGAUUACUGGUGUUACGUCCAGUGAGAGGAAGGAAUAACUCAGAAGCAACAUCCAUCAAAACAACUGCGACACAGGAUGCGUCCACUGGCUCUCCUCUGUGUACUUGUGACGGUCUCUGUCAGCUGGGCUCGUCCUCACCUCCCUCCGCUCUCCUCGGAGAUGGUCGACUUUAUUAACAAGGCCAACACCACCUGGACAGCUGGGCAGAACUUCGGUAACGCUGAUAUCAGCUAUGUGAAGGGACUGUGUGGGACUUUACUGAAUGGACCCAAGCUGCCAGAGGUGGUUCACAAUACCGAAGGCAUAAAGCUUCCAGACAGCUUCGACCCACGCCAGCAGUGGCCCAACUGUCCCACAAUCCAACAGAUUAGAGACCAGGGAUCCUGUGGGUCCUGCUGGGCCUUUGGGGCAGCUGAAGCGAUAUCUGACAGGUUGUGUAUCCAAACAGGCGGCAAGAUCUCUGUGGAGAUCUCUGCUGAAGAUCUGCUGUCUUGCUGUGAUGAAUGUGGCCUGGGAUGUUUAGGUGGUUUUCCCUCUGCCGCGUGGGAUUUUUGGACAAAGAAAGGACUUGUGACGGGAGGCCUGUAUGGCUCUAAAGUCGGCUGCCGACCCUACAGCAUCGCCCCCUGCGAGCAUCAUGUAAAUGGAACUCGUCAUCCCUGUCAGGGUGAACAGGAGACUCCCAGGUGUGAAGAGCAUUGCGUUCAUGGAUACUCACCAUCCUAUCAGAAGGACAAACACUUUGGUAGAAGCUCAUACGGCGUCCCAUCCCAGCAGGAACAGAUCAUGACUGAGCUGUACAAGAACGGCCCCGUGGAGGCAGCUUUCUCUGUCUAUGCAGAUUUUCUACUGUACAAGACGGGUGUAUACCAGCACGUGACAGGGGAGGAGCUGGGCGGCCAUGCCAUCAAGCUCCUUGGCUGGGGAGAGGAGAAUGGGACACCCUAUUGGCUGGCUGCAAACUCCUGGAAUAGUGACUGGGGAGAUAAAGGCUUCUUCAAGAUCAGGCGUGGAGCUGAUGAGUGUGGUAUUGAGUCAGAGGUGGUUACAGGAAUCCCUCUCAGCAAGGUCAAAUAAGUCCUGAUUAUCACAUCAAGUUAAUCAAUAGAGAUUUAAACAAAAAAAAGUAAAGGCAAAUAUUAACAUCUUGUUUUGUUAUUGUUCUGUAUAAAUCAUCAUGUUGAUCUCCUUAGGCUUAGUUUUUUAGUAUUUUUACAGA
Messenger RNA from Scatophagus argus, 1225 nucleotides. Its product is annotated as cathepsin B-like. The transcript is spliced from 10 exons. Gene Ontology annotation, biological process: regulation of catalytic activity. The coding region runs from base 82 to 1083 and encodes 333 amino acids. Lineage: Eukaryota; Metazoa; Chordata; Actinopteri; Scatophagidae. Gene Ontology annotation, molecular function: cysteine-type endopeptidase activity. The record is from RefSeq and is a predicted model, not a curated record. Gene Ontology annotation, cellular component: lysosome.